Alnus glutinosa is the source of this 1398-nucleotide messenger RNA. RefSeq lists its product as uncharacterized. The transcript has 2 exons. NCBI's taxonomy places the organism in Eukaryota, Viridiplantae, Streptophyta, Magnoliopsida, Fagales, Betulaceae. The coding region runs from base 1 to 1398 and encodes 465 amino acids. The record is from RefSeq and is a predicted model, not a curated record.
AUGGCUCCCAUGCCAAUGCUUGAAGGUUCCAGUGAAAUGCAAGAACUAUUGCAUGACGUUUUUGCCAUGCACGAUAAUUGGGAAGAUGAAGGUGGGUCUCAGAUGGGUGUGGAAGCUGGAGUUGUACAACAAGAGGAACAAGGUCCUAUUGAAGAUGCCAAGAAAUUCUUUGACUUGUUGAAACAAACAGAGGAGCCAUUAUGGUCAGGGUGCACAAAACACAACAUAUUUAGUGCAAUUGUUGGUCUUUUUAAUCUGAAGUGUGAAGGUGGAUGGAGUAACGCCUCAUUUACCAAAUUGCUUAGAUUUCUCAAAGAUAUUGUCCCCUCAGAUGCAAAGCUACCUAAUGACACAUAUGAGGCUAAAAAAUUCAUAAAGGACUUAGGACUGGGAUACGAGAAGAUCCCAGCAUGUCCCAAUGGUUGUAUGCUGUUUUGGAAGGACAACGAGAAGCUAGAAAGAUGUACUAAAUGCGAUGCUUCAAAGUGGAAGCAAACCAAGAAUGGGGGUGAUGAUUCAAGACGGCUUCGGAAAUGGCACGCUGAUAAGCGCACAAAGGAUGGGGUGCUAAGGCAUCCUGCCGAUGGACUAGCGUGGAAGGAAUUUGAUGAGCGGUACCCGGAAUUUGCCUCUGACCCACGCAAUGUAAGGCUUGGCUUAUCGUCAGACGGAUUUAAUCCUUUCGGCAACAUGAGCACUUCUCAUAGUACUUGGCCAGUAAUGUUAAUACCGUACAACUUGCCUCCUUGGAUGUGCAUGAAACAACCUUCACAAAUGUUAUCCUUGAUUAUCCGAGGCCCACAUUCACCUGGAAUGAAGAUUGAUGUCUACCUAGAACCCCUCAUUUCUGAAUUGAAGGAAUUAUGGGAUGUCGGACUUUCGACUUAUGAUGCAUCCUCCAAAAGUAACUUCACAAUGCGUGCGGCCUUGAUGUGGACAAUAAAUGAUUUUCCUGCAUAUGGUGAUUUGUCUGGGUGGAGUACGAAAGGGCGUGCUGCGUGUCCUUGUUGUAUGGGUAAUACAUGGUCUAAGCGGUUAAGAAAUGGGAAAAUUUUUUGCUUUAUGGGCCAUAGAAGAUGGUUGCCAAUGGAUCAUAGUUUCAGAAUGGAUAAUCAGUUGUUUGAUGGUACUCAAGAAAUGGAUCCUCUGCCUAUUGUGCCAAAUGGUGAUGAGAUCAUGUCACAAUUAGAGGAAGUUGAUUGGGUUGCAGACCACCGUUAUAUUGCAAAGAAGCAGAAUAUUGUUAGGACAGGUCCUGAAAUGCCAAUAUUUUGGAAGAAAAAGAGUAUUUUUUUCGCAUUGCCAUAUUGGAAAGAUAAUUUGUUACGCCACAAUCUUGAUGUGAUGCACAUAGAGAAAAAUGUGGUUGACAAUAUUAUUGCACGAUAUUGGACAUAA